This is a messenger RNA of Grus americana (Whooping crane), 11775 nucleotides long. It is a transcript of the gene COL19A1, whose product is annotated as collagen type XIX alpha 1 chain. The record is from RefSeq and is a predicted model, not a curated record. The coding region runs from base 679 to 4098 and encodes 1139 amino acids. The transcript is spliced from 56 exons. Lineage: Eukaryota; Metazoa; Chordata; Aves; Gruiformes; Gruidae.
GUCUCUGCUGUGUGGGCUCUGUAUAAUGUUACUGGUCAUCUAGCAGUGGAAUGUAGUUGUCAUGACCAGCAAAUCUUGCAGAGGGCAGAAAGGAUCAUCUGGCAAGGAACAAUCCCACAUAAGGGCUUAGACAACGGAAUAGAAAUCCUAAAUUCUACCUCCAGUGAGAAAUUGCGUGAUGUGGAGUGUUUUGAAGUUGAAAUGGUCCAGAUAAGGAUGAGCAAGCGAGAAGUGUGACUUGCCUACGGUUACACCACAAGUCUGUGGCAAUGUUGUGGAAUAAAACACCCUAGCAGACGUGCACUCAUUUUACUUUUCUCCAUCCUUCUAUCUGGUUUACAUCUUUAAACGCAAUACAUGAAACUGCCAGAAGCACACUUGGAGAACCUGAGAAAAGUGCAGUUUUGCAUGUUCAGAUGAGAGCCAGUGGCAGUGCUCAAUCUCGCCAUUUCAUCACAGACAGAGGAUGUUACAGUGCAAGAACAUUCAGAGUAUUCUAUGCUCAGUGAGUGGGAGGGUCACACUGUGUGAGACUAAUAAGGACAGAGCUGCAUCCCCCUCUACCACUCUUUGGAGACUGGCUCCAGUAACUCCUCGGCGCUACAGCAGCUCUGGGCAGCACACUAAAAUAAAAAUUUAAAGAUCUGUAGCUGAUUGUUCACAUGUGUCCAGGCGGAGAUGAAGUACAUUGGAUCCUGCAUGGUUUGGCUUUGUACGGCAGUCUUCCUCCUCCUUCCUGUUUCUACUUCUGUGGCUGUCAGUGACCAGACAGGUGCCGUGUGUCCUUUAAUGAAAACAGUUGUCCAUCAUCUCAAACAUAUCAACAGAGACAGUCUUGGUGUUUCAGGGUUUGAUCUGGCAGAAAGCUUUUCUUUGAGGCAAACAUCUUGUGGAGGGGAAAAAAUCUGUUUUAAACUGGGAAGUGCACCUCUUGUCAGAGACACAAAGCAAGUAUUUCCAAAUGGGCUUCCUGAAGAAUACUCUCUAGUUGCUAUGUUCCGUGUACGGCGAAAUACCAAGAAGGAGCGUUGGUAUAUAUGGCAAGUUUUAAAUCAGUAUGACACACCUGAGAUUUCUGUCCUUCUGGAUGGUACAAAAAAGGUUGUGGAGUACAUGACCAAAUCUGCUCAGGGAAAUAUACUGCACUAUACUUUUAAGAGUCGAGAAAUUUAUCCGUUGUUUGAUCGGCAGUGGCAUAAGCUUGGUAUUAGCGUGCAGUCGGGGAUCAUUUCCCUCUAUUUGGAUUGUAAUUUAAUUGAGAGAAAGCAGACUGAUGAAAAAUUCACCAUUGACUUGCAGGGAAGGACUCUGAUUGCUUCUCGCGCUGCAGAUGAUAAGCCUGUAGAUAUUGAACUUCGCCACAUAACAGUUUAUUGUAAUCCAAAACUUGCAACAGAAGACACGUGUUGUGAAAUGUCUGCAGACCUGUGCCCACAUGAGGAGAGGUUACUUGCUACGACUUCAUCACCAGUGACUGUUCAUGCCAGCAAAAUAUACACGCUUCCAGGAAUGCAGCAAGAAUCUAGAGAGAGAUGCCACUGCUUUCCAAAUAAAGGAGAAGCAGGAUUGCCAGGAGUAGCUGGUUUGCCAGGCCAGAAAGGACAUAAAGGUGAAAAGGGUGAAAUGGGUGCAAAAGGACAGGAUGGUGUUGCUGGUCUUCCUGGCGAAAAGGGGGAAGCUGGCUUAGUAGGUGCUCCUGGCAUACCCGGUCUUACUGGUUCCAAGGGUGAACGUGGCUUUACGGGUAGUAAAGGUGAAGAAGGUGAAAAGGGUGAAAAAGGAGAUAAAGGAGAACCAGGACGAGAAGGCAUUCAUGGAAGAGAGGGACUAAAAGGUGACCCUGGUAGUCCUGGAGUGUCUGGUCCUAAAGGAGAAAAGGGAGACGCAGGACCUCCGGGACCAACUGCCUUGAAUGGUUUGCCAGGGCCGGAGGGUCCCCAAGGUCCACCUGGCAAAGAAGGUCAAAGGGGAAGACGAGGCAAACCCGGCCUCCCAGGAAAACCGGGGCCACCAGGACCUCCUGGUCCUUCUGGACCGAAGGGAAUUCUGGAUGCAUUGAACAAGCAUUAUAAUGAGAGUGAUACAAGACUACUAGGAUUACUUGGGACCCCUGGACCUAAAGGCCAGAAGGGAGACGUUGGUCAAAAAGGAGAAUUGGGAAUGACCGGCGCAAAAGGAGAAAAGGGAGAACCUUCUGAAAAAGGGGACAAGGGAGAUCCAGGAGAAACUGGAAUGGAGGGAUCAAAAGGAAAUAAGGGUGAAACAGGAGACCCUGGACCACCUGGUCUUAUUGGAAAUCCAGGAUCAAAGGGACUGCAAGGACCUCCAGGACCUAUCGGACCCAGGGGACUGCCGGGAGAAGUUGGCUUACCAGGAGAGCAUGGGAUACCAGGAAACCCAGGAAUUAAAGGAGACAAGGGGGACGCUGGUGGGAUUAUGGGACCGCCUGGAAAUCCAGGUCCAAAAGGUGAUGUGGGGCCUCCUGGACCAAGUCUACCUGGAACACCGGGUCCCACCGGUAUUCCGGGAAGCCCAGGUCCACGGGGACCAAAGGGAGAAAGAGGACUACCUGGUGUACAAGGAGCACCUGGGGAGAUGGGGCCCCCUGGAAUAGGCAUUCAGGGAUCACCAGGUCCUAUAGGUCCAACUGGAUCAGCAGGUGUGCAGGGCCCUAGGGGACCCCCAGGAUUACCAGGAACUCCAGGUACCCCCGGUAUUAAUGGCACUCCAGGAAGAGAUGGAAAGCCAGGACUGCCGGGCCCUCCAGGUGAUCCUAUUGCACUGCCACUUGUGGGAGACAUGGGUGCUAUACUGAAGGGUGAUCCUGGCACAAGAGGUCCUCCAGGCAUCCCUGGUAGAGAAGGGCCAAAGGGAAGCAAAGGUGAACGUGGAUUUCCUGGGCUUGCUGGAGAAAAGGGCGAUGAGGGCCUUCAAGGUGCUCCUGGACUGCCUGGUAUACCAGGACCCAGUGGACCAUCUGGAGUCACAGGAAGACCUGGGCAUCCCGGUCCAGCAGGGUCAAAAGGCGAAAAGGGUUGUGAAGGUUCUCCUGGGAAACCUGGACCACCUGGGCCUCCGGGUGUGCCUUACAAUGAAAGAAAUGGAAUGAGCAGCUUGUAUAAGCUCCAGGGAGGUGUGAGUGUCGCUAGUUAUCCAGGUCCACCAGGACCUCCAGGUCCAAAAGGGGAUCCUGGCACAGUGGGAGACCCAGGACCAAUGGGAUUACCAGGACUGGAAGGACUCCCAGGGGAAAAGGGUGACCGUGGACCAGCUGGCAUGCCAGGAGUAGCAGGGACACCGGGAAAGCCAGGAUCUCCUGGGUCCCCAGGGAUGCCAGGGGAACCUGGUGAAAGAGGACCUAUAGGAGAUAUAGGCUUCCCUGGGCCAGAAGGACCACAAGGAAAGCCAGGAAUCAAUGGAAAAGAUGGAUUGCCAGGUCCUCCGGGUGCUGUGGGGAGACCAGGAGACCGAGGGCCCAAAGGAGAACGUGGAGAUCAGGGUAUUCCAGGGGACAAAGGUCCACAAGGCGAACGAGGGAGACCUGGCCCAUCAGGAGAAAAGGGGGAUGCAGGUCCUGUUGGGCCACCAGGAGACAGAGGCUAUCCAGGAUCACCAGGUCAUCAAGGUCCCCCAGGUUCUCCAGGACCCCCAGGGUUUCCGGCUGAUACCGUUUCACUUGAAGAAAUAAAAAUAUAUAUCAAACAAGAGGUUCUUAAGGUUUUUGAAGAAAGGAUGGCUCAGUUUGUAUCCCAGCUGAAGCUGCCCGCUGCAAUGCUUGCCUCCCAAGCUCAUGGAAAACCAGGGCCCCCAGGAAAAGAUGGGUUACCAGGACCACCAGGAAAGGAUGGUUUGCCAGGGCCACCAGGAGAACGUGGAAUUCAAGGUUAUAGAGGACAGAAAGGGGAAAGAGGCGAGCCAGGAAUUGGACUGCCCGGUAACCCUGGACCGCCCGGCCCUGCAGCUACCGGCCUGCCGGGCCCACCGGGAACGCCAGGCUCAGCCGGACCGCAGGGGCCACCUGGACCCGAUGGAAGAUGCAAUCCGGCAGAUUGCUAUUACCACAUGUCACAGACUCGGUCACGCACCAGCGGGAAAUAAAAUCCCUCUCCCAUAGACAUUUGGGUUCACAGUCACUUUUCACUCCUCUCAAUAAGUUAAUUGAAUUUUUGAAAUACUUGGUGCAUUUUAAUUUUUUUUUCCCCUCGACACUGCAUGGUAUAUAGAUAAUUCAUAAGGCACAGAAUUGAGCCUUUUUCUAUGUUAUUUGCAGUGUUGUAAUUAUGAAAGGAUGACAUUUAUUUUCCAGAGUGCAUUCCAUGUGUUAUGUUUCUCAUAUUUAUUUUGCUUAGAGGAGAAAAUAGGCCCAAAUAAUUUUCAUAAGCUUCUUUCUUCAAACAAAAAAUAUUUUAUUAUAACUUAAGACAGUAUGUAUGCCUCAGUAUGUAAGCUGGCUUUAUUUUUCUUGCUGGUGGUGAAGCUUAAGUGGAGAAAAUGCAUUUCUGAAGUUUUAAAGCGUGCCCGUUCACGGCGAAUGCAGGACCUGAGCUGGAGCGCUGGGAACCCUGUUUAGAGUAAACAUUGUUGUCCCUCGAGGAGGCUCCGGCCCACCUGCUGAAUCGGGUCUGUGUCGUGCAUCGCAAGCGCUACCCACCGUUUCAGUCACUUCCUAGAUGUCAAAGAAGGAAGCGAAGAUGUGUUUGUGAUCUCUCUAACCCCAUCCAACGGUUACCUUCAGACUGACUGGAAAUUCGCCAGGUGUAGCCCCGAGAAGCGUCUCUCCUGACUGGAUGUUGUCCCAGCUGAGGGCUUGUACGUUCGUUUAGUCGUAGUUACGUACACUCCAGAUACUGAACCUUUAGGGGCUGGUAGUGGUGCUCCUAGCUGAGAACUGGCACAUCUUCUAACAGUUAUGUGCACUUAGUAAGUGUAGUAUCACUGCCUGUAACCAAGCUGCUCUGCCGUUAUGUCAGCUUAUGACCUCUUGCUUUAGAGCAGAGGUGGUGGGUACGCAGUGAGACGGUCAAAGAAGGAACUUCACAAGCCUCUAAUCUUACUGGUGGCACAGUUUUCAUCUUCCUCCUGGAAUAAUCAUGUCCCAAAAUACGCUUGAGAGGAACAUGGAAACAGUAGAAUGCGAAACUCACAGGUCCUAAUAACUGGUUGCAAAAAAUUAUUUGAGCUCCAGAGAAAUUCAGAAAAAAGGCAAAACUCUCCUUGGAAAGGUGUACUGCAGAGAGCCCGGCUGCAUGCAGUUUGCAGGCAUGCAGUAAAUCCUACAGGACCAGACAUCAGUGAAGAACAAAACAGGACAAAGUGUAAAUCCUAUAGAGCUCAAAGGGCUGAGCAAAAGAAAAGACGGGGAAAAUUGAUCACAGAGAGGCUGAUUCUGAAAAGGAGGGAGGAGGGUUGGCCAAAGUUUCACUCCUGAUUAUUAGGAAGCAUAUCAUCCUAGAUUAGUCCUAGGGAAUUUGCUACACUGCCAUAGAAAGCAAAGGUGCUACUGAGAGAACACAGACAGCUGUAACUCACAACCUCAAAAUAAACCUGUAGUACAAAAGCAGUAGCGAGGGCUCUUGCCCCACCAUAAGGAAGCUGGGCGUUCUCCCCCACUUCAGGUAGGGAAGUGGCUUUGGUGACUUCAUGCUUGAGCAGUACUGAGCCGCCAGCGAAGCGUUCCCAAAUUGGAAGUGCUGGGUUCCAGAGAAGCUGUUGUGAGACACAAAUCUGGCCGACUUCUGGGUUUUGCUUAAAAGGAAUGACUGGUGGGAGUCUUUAAAAAAAGAAACACGUUGGCAUUUGUUCUGAAUAGAGUUCCCAGCACUUGCUCCCCGGCUGGAGGAGCAAGAUGAGUGCACGAGGUGAUGGAGUUAACCCAGCCAGCUGGGGAGCACAGGCAAGCCUUUGGGCACACUUUCUGAGGGGGAAAGCAUGCCCGCUUGACAUGUUAAUCAGAUGUUUGGAGGGAAGAAUGUGCUUGGCACAAGAAAGAUGUUUAAGUAAACAAGAUGGAAGGCUGAGAGUAAACACCUGGGACAGGAGAGGGCAGCAGGGAGGAGGACAGCAGAAAACCUGUGGCGUACCAUGAAACCAUCAUCUCCUGAAGAGAAUCUGCAACAUGGGGACCCCUCGGGGGGUCAGGGUGCUUCGUCUGUCCCUCCUGAGGAUGGGGACAGACAGGUCAAAGCCCACAGGCGAACCACAGUCCUCACACUUCCUUUUCUGCUCAUCCCUCGCUGUCCCUCGGGAGGCAAUAACUGCCCCUUCUCUAGGCCAGCACGUCCUCUGCUCUGCGGGCGGUGGGCGCCGGUCCCGCCAGGGUGAAGGCGCGUUUGGAACGAGUGGUCCUGCCCGUGCGUAGCUCAAAACGCCUUGCUCCCGUUCCUGUGCCCAUGGGACACGUCUUGGUCUGCUCUGUGGCAUCGGCCGCCUUUCCAGAUCUGGUCCUCGGAGCGCUGUAGCUGCGUGAACGCUGGGAGCUGUGAGGCAGCUGGAAACCGGGCGCUUGUUUGUCCUGGGGCACCUACUGCUGUCUGGGCCACAGGUCUGCAGCCCAGCGAGUAAAGCCAGGGGCCUUGCACCAACGUGUGUAUCGGUGUAAAUACACCAAUGGAGGAACGGGCCCCACAUACUGUUUUCUGUUCAGUCAAAUGAACUGCUGGUCAGGUAUCUUGCAUGAACAUUUUUUCAUCAAUUUCUUUUUACUUCUCUAGUAAUUCCAAUAUAUGUAAAAAAAUCUAAAUAUUUUUUUACUUCCUAAGUUAAUUUUAAGCUUCAUUUUCUGUGAUAAUAUUGAAAAGGGUGCUGUCUUGUAAAGGAUAUCCGUGCGACUGCGAGGCUUCCAAGCAGCCCCCGUCCUGGAAGGCUGUACAUAGACCAUUGCGCCGCGUUAGUGGUAUGUGUAUAUUUUGGGGCUUUUAGCUAGCUGAAAUCAAGCAUCUGUUAUUGGCCGGAUGCAAUUGCUGUAUGUUAAUUUACUUGAACUUAUCGGAAAGCAGAACACUUUUUAUAUUUGAAGAAGUUUUAUUUUUUCAUCUAUGUUUCCUACAGAUGCCUUUUUCUUUUUAUAGGCUCAAAUCAAAAGGUCUUUUUAAAAUGCAUUUGAACACUUUCGCUUGAUUUGCAGGUAACUUUGGUCAUUAUCUUGUUGCAUUAUUUUUUAUUUUGCUAAAAGCCCACUUUCAUUUUCUCACUUGAGAAAACGGGUAUUUUUUUAUACGGGCUAUCUCAAUGCCUUUUUUAAGAUGCCACGGUCUUCACUGGGGUAGAGCAGAGUUAAUCCCAGCUUAACUUUACUUCACACUGGCUUGCUCCUAUUCUGCAUUUUUAGAAUUGAAAGCAGAAUGUAGCUGGAAACAUGUUUCUGCAUGGUUUUCAGGUUUGGCCCCUGAAAUUUUUUUGCCGUUUCUGAUGUUGUCUUAGUUUUUGGGAAGGGGGCCGGGGAGGGCAGAGGGGUGCUAAUCUGUUUUGCAAUUUGCUUUAUCAAUUUCACAUAUGUUUUAAGCAGCCUGUGCUGCAGUAAGCAUUGCGAGGAAUUAAACACAGCAGAUAUUAUUUUUUUUCCAGUAGCACAAGAUAUUUUUCUGAUUUGGGAAUGUUUACGUACAACAGGACUUUGAACUGAAAUAUUUUUGACAAAAUGUUUUAAACCUUUCUUAAAAGCUCUCUAAGCUUUGUUCUAGUUCGGGGUCAGACUAUUAUAUUUUAUGGCAAGUUGCGUUAUCACCUACUUAAAAAAGUGUUGGGAUUUUCUUCGGAUAGCUAUGUACAUCAGUUUGCUUAAGGAAAAUAAUUAACUUGGUAAGAGGGGAACUUCUCUGAGGCUGCAACAUCCGUCCUUUUGUCCACAUGGCGGAGCUGAGGACGUCUUUUCAGGACAAAGGAUAAAGCCCAGGCUGAGCUCCCUCAGCAGCACAAGGAACGACCCAGCGCUGCGUAGACUCACAGCAUAAGAGUCAGUGUUUCUGAUUUUGUUCUUGAGCCUGAUUUUUUUUUUCUUUUUCCUAAAAUACAUUUAUUUUUGCAUGGUAGUAUUUGCAGAAAUACUGCCCUUCUUGGAUAAUUAUUUUUCAGGUAAUAGUGCAUAGAUUUUAUUUGUGUUUUGUAUAUAUACACAUUAUAGAAGAACAUGCGGUAACGGGACAUCCCACUUUCAGGCAUCAUUUAUGUCCACUGUAACAGUGUUUGUCUCUAGGGGAGCAGGGAGUCCCCUACAGUUAAAAAAAAAAUUACAACAACAUACUUCACACCAUCAAGUAACAGUGCAGCCUACUUAGUAAUGUUUUAAAAACCAGUAUUUUUGUCUUAAACUGGAUUUGGUUUCAUUGCUAAAAGAGCACUGUGAUAUGGAAACAGGAUUGAUUGUAUUAUCCAUCCUCCCUUUAUGUUUUAUGAUUGUGGAUUAUGACAGAUGUUAGAGAUGCACAGCUUUGUUAAAUAAGCGUAUUUUUUAAAUGAAUGGAUAAUGACACAAAACAUUUUGGCGCUUCUUCUUUUUCACAAGGGUGAAAUGCCUUUUUUCAUGUCAGCAUACACUCAAUUUUUUUCUUCUUUUUCUGUAAUGUUUACAUAAAAGUCUUGUAAAAACCCCACGGGCUAAACUAGCAUUUUAUAAGCGCAUUUCUCCACACAUACUACAUAAAGCCAGCCCCUAACCGUGCAUUUUACCAAUUCAGCAGAGCCACUGCUCUAACGUCACACGUUAGAACAUGAGAAGUAUCUCAGGAAUCAAAACAAUGAUGUUGGCUUUGGGGUUUUUUUUUAAUCGUGUGUUUGUUAGAUUCUGGAUGUACCGAGUCAUACAUUUUCCUUGAAAUCUGUUAUGUCUGCUGCAAUGAGAUUGUACUGGAUGGAUGUUUAAAUCCAUCUCCAUACACGCAGGUGGGUGCAGGCCAUGGGGAACAAGGUUAACCAUGACCUUGCCUUGGUUGGUGUUUAAGUAGAAAACUCAAGCUUCACGAUACCUUAAGGAAAUGUGGUUUUUAAUAUUAACUGCUAACAAACAUCACAGAUUCUAGACCAAAAUAAGUUUGUAGCUAAAAAGAAUGUAGUCUACAUGUCUUUUAGCAGGUUGAUCUCCAAGUCUGUGUUAUACAAAUAAAUGCAUUUAACUAUAAGUUUUAAUGUAAUAUCUGCUGUUUCCAGUCAAUAUGUUUGAAGGAUUUUCAGUGACAUACUUUAUUUUCUUUUAUUUCUGAAUGAUAUGCAGCUGUUACUGAAUGAAUCACAGUACCUGCUGACUGGUUGCUUCUUUCCUUCAUUAUAUUUUUCGGUUUGCAACAUUUAAGGGUCAGUUCAAUGGAAAUGUAUUAAGUGGAUAGAAAAUUUUACAUUAUUAUGUGGCCGGUUACAUCUGAAAUAGGAUUCUGGAUGGAAAUCGAAAUGUUUCACAUACUUUCUGUAUGCGGUUCUGUCAGCAAUGACAGCCUUUCCUUCUGUGUCAAAUCACGAGAGGGAGGAUGCGACAGGGAAGGAGAGAAAGGAGGCACACAGCUUCCGCCUCAGCACUGGGGCUGCAACCUGAAUUCAGGGGAGGGAAUGGCUUUGGUCCACACCAGGGUAAGGUUUGUGCUUCCUACGGGUUGGUGAAACUUAGGGCUCCACAGACUGGAGGAAAAAAACAAAGCGAAAAACCUUGGCCAUAGAUAUUUGUGGAAGUUAAUAUAAUGUCUGAAUCAAAUGCAGAUAACUUUCCUGGCUGAACAUGAGCUAAUCACUUUUACUCAAGAAUCACUGAACCAUUUAACUUUCGGUAACUUCAGGUAUUUUCAUUGCUCCCUUGCUGCCUAACUCUCAAGGGAGAAAAAAGAGAACUCCCAGAUCAAUGGCAUUUUAAAGGAUGCUAGGUAAUAAUUUGACCACUAACUUGACUUUCUUUCUUCAAAUUUCAUAGUGGCCUCAGCGAGCUUGCUUCAUAUAUUGUCUAAAGCUACCACAGCUUUACAAGUCCUUUUGGAUGCAUACACAGCAGGCAGAACAGUAAAAGAAGAGAUCGAGGGGAGAGGAAUAAAACUGAAGCUGUAACACAUCCGAUGGGCGUAACGUUCCCUACAAAAUAAAGCCAUUUCUGCUUUACCUGUGAUGCGUGAGCAGAGGCGAUGCAGUGACUGCAUUUUAAGCUGAAAGGAAGCAGAGACUGCAAGGCCAAAUAAGAAUACAGCGAUGAGCAGCUCAAGCAAACGCGUUUCACCCAACUAGCUAAGGAGUUUUAAAAUAUUUGCCAAAAUGCAGCAUGUGUUUGUACACAGAGCCCAGCUGCUCGGCUCUGCUAGGAGGGACCAACGCUGUAGUCUCUGAAACUAAAAGGGACUUGGUUUCUUGUUCCCUCUGUCCUUCAAGUAACUGUGAAAGCACCAUCUCUUGACACUUGCCCUUUCUGAAGGCAGAGCACAGUUGGUUGUAGGUCUGCGUUCGGCUCUGGGUCAACUCAGAUCAGAAGUAGGGGCUUCACGGAAGCAAAAUCUAGCGUAAUUCUCCUGGCCUUGCUUUCUUGCCUUGUUUCAGAGCUCCAGCUUGUGCUCUAGAGCUCCUUUGGCAAGAGACUUUGGCCUUUGUGAAAUAUGCCCAAGAGGUUUUUGGUAGCAGCUGCUACUAGGUUGCCUGAACCCAGUGAUGGCUGUUGCAGAAAACUUCUAUAUAAGCUCUCUCUAUAAACUAUAGUUGCGUAACAUACAUCUAUAUUUUAUUCAGCAGCAGUGUUACUAAUAUUUAUUAGUAGCCUAGUAGGGAAAGCAUUGCAGUAUUUUAAAAUACCAGAUUGGAUUGUGAAGAACUGGUGAACAUUCUGAGGACAGUUGUUAAACAUUUUUCUCUUGGUUCCUGCCUACGCUAAAUGAGGAGCUAAAAUAUUUCUUUCUCUCAGUGCAAUCAGACCUCCAGGAUUAGGAGUGGCGAUGGAGAUCCUGAUGGGUAAAAGUGAUUUUUCACUAGUCUUUUGUUCAAAAAAAAAAAAAAAAAAAAUCUCAUGACAUUUUAAGAUGAUGAUCCAGAGGGAAAUGAGAACAAGAUUUACUCCAGACUUCACCGAGAUUUCAAGGAGCAUCUGGUUAGAAUGGGCGGCACGCUGUCAGUGGCUUGUGAAACCUCUCAAUCGAUCUCUUUGCUUUGUGCUUUCCAAAUAUAUUUAUUUAAACUAGCACUAUUGUUUUCUGUAUCACCGUAUUUAAUAUGCCUCUUUCAAAUUCAUAAUCCUGUCCUUGUUUUCCACAUCUUUAUUUACUUGAAUGUGCUGUUACUAAAAUUCAGUUCCUGGUAUUUUUGGUAUAGGCUCUACCGUUCUUUAGAUAAAAUUUGUCCACGCUUGCACAAGAUUUGGAAUUGGUAAAUCCUUAAGAUUAACCAGUGCAUCCAUGACUUACCAUGGGCCUUAGGAUUUAUUCUGCAGUUCUGUAUUUUAAGUUAAAAUCUCACAAAUCAGCCUGAAGGCAGAAAACCUGUCGCGAUCUGAAACUAUCCACUUAGACGUAUUCUGCAUUGAACUGACCCUUGGUGUUGGAUUUCUGGAUUGUAGUAGUUCUGAUUUGGUUUUUACAUAUGAAUGUGUUCUCUCCUACAUGAGUUUCUUUCCCUUGUGGAAUUUUAUGCAUUUUUUCAGACUAGACUUUUUAAAGCACUUCACAUUUGUAUUUAAAUGUUGGGGGUUUUUUGCUUCAUUUGAUUCACUAUGUUUAUGCAUUACAUAUGGAAAAUAAUAUUUUCAUUCUAAGUUGUUUGGGUGGUUUUUUUUUUUCCUUUUUAACAGUUUUACACACUUUAUAGGCAAAAUAAAAGUUUGCUGGU